Molecule: messenger RNA, 1766 nt
Organism: Micropterus salmoides (largemouth bass)
Lineage: Eukaryota; Metazoa; Chordata; Actinopteri; Centrarchiformes; Centrarchidae
Gene: trim55a
Product: tripartite motif containing 55a
Exons: 9
Coding region: 180-1517 (445 amino acids)
Molecular function (GO): zinc ion binding
Source: RefSeq, a predicted model, not a curated record
ACGUCUGUGCGUCUAAAAACAGACCAAGUGCUGCUCACAGCCGUCCACAGGCCUCCAACGCUCCUCUUCUUCUUCGUCUGCUUCUUUAUUUCUUUAUAUUGUUUAAUCUCUGGGACGCCUCCCUUGUCCUCCCCCAUCGUGUCCUGGUGACGCCUGUCUCCCCCGGGACACUCGCCAUCAUGGAGAGUCUGGAGAAGCAGCUCAUCUGUCCCAUCUGCUUGGAGAUGUUCACCAAGCCCGUGGUCAUCCUGCCCUGCCAGCACAACCUCUGCCGCAAGUGUGCCAACGACAUCUUCCAGGCGUCCAAUCCCUACCUGUCCACAAGGAGCGGCUCCACGGUGACGUCAGGCGGUCGUUUCCGCUGCCCGUCCUGCCGACAUGAGGUGGUUCUGGAUCGACACGGGGUCUACGGACUGCAGAGGAACCUGCUGGUGGAGAACAUCAUCGACAUGUACAAACAGGGAAGCAGCAGCAGUCGACCAGAACCUGAGCAGAAGCAGGAUCAGCCGAUGUGUGAGGAACAUGAAGAUGAGAAGAUCAACAUCUACUGUGUCACCCACAGCGUUCCCACCUGUUCCCUCUGUAAAGUGUUCGGAGCUCAUAAAGACUGUGAAGUCGCUCCGCUGGACAACGUCUUCCAAACACAGAAGGCAGAGCUGACGGACUGUAUCUCCAUGUUGGUUGGGAACAACGAGAGGAUUCAGGCCAUCAUCAUUCAGCUGGAGGAAACCUGCAGAGCUGUCGACGAAAACGGACGCAGACAGAAGUCAAAGGUGUGCGAGACGUUCGAUCACCUGUUCGCUCUGCUGGAGGAGAGGAAAGGUGAGAUGACCCUGAGGAUCAACUGUGAGCAGGAGGAGAAACUCGACUACAUCAGAGGUCUGAAGAGGAAGCACACCGACCACCUGGAGACCGCCGCCAAGCUGCUGGAGACCGCCAUCCAGACCCUGGACGAGUCCGAGAUGGCCGUGUUCCUGCAGACCGCUAAACCCCUGCUCCAGAAGAUAGUGAAGAGCACCGACACCUCUCACCUGGAUAAAGUCCAACACGGCUACGAGAAAAUGGAGCACUUCACAGCUAACUUUGAGCGUCAGAGGAGAGCGCUGAUGAACGUCGACUUCAUCAAACUUGAUGAGGAUGAUGAAGAUGAUGAAGAUGAAGCAGUGGAGGUGAGAGGGACGCCAGCAGGAAGUCGAGUUGAGCAGCAGCAGCAUGCCGCAGGAGUCUCAGCCAAUCAGCAGCCUCCUCUGUCUCCUGUUCAGCCUGCAGGUGUUCAGCUUGCAGCUUUGCCCCCUCAGAGACCGCCAGAGGCUCCGCCCACCACCACCUCGCAGACAAAAAGCCAUGCCCCAUCACCACCAACAAGCCAAGCACCGCCCCCUCUGCCCCUGCCGACCGCCAACCCCUCCAGCCCCUCCAGCACCGCCCCUCAGGUUCAGUCUGAUCAGCAGAACGAGUCGGAGGACAAGGACGGACCCAAACACGUCUUCUCCUUCAGUUGGCUCAACCAGAAGUAGAACCAGGGACUCCUGAUCCUGGACCAGCCUGAGCCGGUCCUCCUCUCAGCCAGACUUCAGUUCAUUGUGACCUGGUUUUACAGUCUUUUAUUAGAGGACACGUUCAGCGGGCCGAAACCCUCGGAGGUUAGAAUCUCUUCUGAAACAGCGUUUAAGAGACGACGUCUGAACUGUCGACAUUUUGACCUUUAAACACAAAAACUGAAAUGUUCUCUGUUGAAAUGUCAAAUAAAUUAUGUUUUUUAUGAA